Molecule: messenger RNA, 702 nt
Organism: Acaromyces ingoldii
Lineage: Eukaryota; Fungi; Basidiomycota; Exobasidiomycetes; Exobasidiales; Cryptobasidiaceae
Product: V-snare-domain-containing protein
Exons: 4
Coding region: 1-702 (233 amino acids)
Biological process (GO): vesicle fusion; endoplasmic reticulum to Golgi vesicle-mediated transport
Cellular component (GO): Golgi medial cisterna; Golgi membrane; cis-Golgi network
Molecular function (GO): SNAP receptor activity
Source: RefSeq, a predicted model, not a curated record
AUGUCGUCGUUCUGGGACGAUCAGAGGAGGCAGGCGAGGGCGGCUGAAGCUCGUGUCGAUACCGCGCUCAAUGAAUACUCAAGACUCGCUACUGAGUUGUCCAGAGGGUCUACGUCCGCGUGGCCCGGGAAAGACGUCGAAGAUCCGUCAGGCCAAGACGACCACAGGCUCGAACAGGAGAUCGAGGAGCUUCUAAAUGAUCUGUCGACGAGUGUAUCUAAAAUGGCGGCGAUGCUCAUCGACCCUAACGCUCCACCAUCGGCCUCUCAGAUGCAUGCUGUCCAGCGACAUCGAGAGGUCUUAACGGAUUUCGAAAGAGAUUUUCAUAGGACGAAGACAGCUGUCAGGCAUACCCUCGAUCGGCAAGCUCUUUUGGGUGACGUCCGGGUUGACAUUGAGUGCUACAAAAGUCAAUAUGCUUCGGACGCAGACGCCCUUCUGGCCGAGCGAGGCCACAUCGAUAAUUCGCAUCGGAUGAUAGAUGGUACCCUCGAACAAGCGUACGCCACUAGAGCCGACCUUGCCAGUCAGCAAUCAAGCUUGCAGAACAUCUCAAUACGGCUCACUUCAACGGCAGGCCAAGUCCCCGGCCUGAACAACCUCAUUCGCCUUAUAAGCCGGCGCAGGAGAAGAGAUAGCAUCAUAAUGGGUUGCGUCAUUGGCACUUGUACAGUACUGUUCAUCAUGUUCGCGACGAGAUAG